AUGGCUCUGGAUGGUUCACCUGAAUUGGCCGAUCCGAUUGUCAAACUGGCUGAGAACGACCUCGGAUGGCCAAAUGCACUGACAAUAGAUUACUUUUCAAAUAGGCUUUUCUGGGGCGAUGCUCACUUGAAUGAAAUCGGUUUCAUGGACUUAGAUGGCGGUGGUAGACACCAUAUCCCUGCCCGUAGAACCAGUCAUGUGUCUAGCAUGGUGGUGUUCGAUGAUUACCUAUAUUGGUCAGAUUGGAAUUUGCGUGAAGUCAUUCGCUGCGAUAAGUUCAGCGGCAAAAAUGAAACAAUCCUGAAAAAGACUAUUCAGCUUCCCAAUGACCUCCGGGUGGUGCACCCAAUGCGUCAACCGGCUUAUCCAAACCCAUGUGGCACCAACAAUGGAGGCUGCUCGCAUCUUUGUCUCAUCGGUGCUGGAGGAAAUGGCUUUACUUGUGCUUGUCCCGAUCAAUUCGUAUUGCUUGACGAUAAUAAGGUGAGGUUUUUGCACGGCCUUUACCUCUUCGUCGUUUAGUA
Molecule: messenger RNA, 524 nt
Organism: Cylicostephanus goldi
Lineage: Eukaryota; Metazoa; Nematoda; Chromadorea; Rhabditida; Strongylidae
Source: the annotation of a GenBank genome assembly